AUACCUUCCUCCAUUACUGAAGCUCUCUUCGCUUCCUUUGCUUUGCUUUGCUUUGUAUACAACACCAAUUCAGACUCAGUCGCUCCAUCUUCAUAGCCUUUUCGAUAAAACAAAGAAGAAGAAUCUCUCUCCGUUAUCCCCGCCUUUUCAAUUCCUCGAUUUCCACGUUCCGUCUGUUUGCUUCCACUUUAACUUCCUUUAACAAACAAUUGUGUCUCUGCGGGGUCGCCGUACACUGAAUUCUCUCUCCGAUCGCUUUUUCGAGUUCGCUAUGGCCUCUUCUAUCUCAAAUUCGGUUCACUCUUCAGGAGUUACUUUCCGUUUCUCUUCACUCUAUGUGUCCCCCAAUACUGUUGUCUCUCGCAAUCAUGUGGUGCUUAAGACUCGAUCACCGGCUCCAAGACUGUCUUUUUCGCCGUUACCGCAGGGGAAAAGGAAAUCUACGGCAUCGGCUGAAUUCUCCCUCAAGGACUUGAGAUUUUCCGGUUUGCUGCGUAUGCGCGGUUCAGUUGACUUUCCAGUUGUAGCCGCGGCUUCUGCCGAUGCAAAUUCCGCCGAUGAUCGCGAAAUUGAAAUAUCUGACGCAUAUGCAAAGACUUCAAAGAGUUUUGGUGAAAGGUUUCCUGCCUUGGUUACUGGCUUCUUUUUCUUUAUGUGGUACUUCUUAAAUGUCAUCUUCAAUAUUCUAAACAAGAAGGUUUAUAACUAUUUCCCAUAUCCAUAUUUCGUAUCUGUUGUACAUCUACUAGUUGGAGCAGCUUACUGUAUACUUUCUUGGGGUAUUGGUCUACCAAAACGUGCUCCAAUUGAUAAGGAGUUCCUCCUAUUGUUGACACCAGUUGCAUUCUGUCAUGCCCUUGGACAUGUAAUGUCCAAUGUAUCAUUUGCAGCUGUUGCUGUAUCUUUCACACACACUGUAAAAGCUCUAGAGCCAUUCUUCAAUGCUGCUGCCUCGCAGUUUGUUUUGGGACACCAGAUUCCUUUGUCCUUGUGGUUAUCAUUGGCACCUGUUGUUAUUGGUGUAUCAAUGGCAUCAUUGACUGAACUGUCGUUCAACUGGACUGGUUUCAUUAGUGCCAUGAUUUCAAAUAUUGCUUUUACGUACAGAAGUAUAUAUUCAAAAAAAGCAAUGACAGGUAUGGACAGUACAAAUGUCUAUGCUUACACUACCAUAAUUGCGCUCUUGUUUUGCAUCCCACCAGCUAUACUUAUUGAGGGCCCCCAGCUGAUGCAAUAUGGCUUAAAGGAGGCAAUCGCCAAAAUGGGUCUAUACAAAUUCUUGUCUGACCUGUUCUUGAUUGGGAUGUUUUAUCAUCUGUACAAUCAGCUUGCUACAAACACUUUAGAGCGGGUUGCGCCACUCACACAUGCGGUUGGAAAUGUCUUGAAGCGAGUGUUUGUUAUUGGUUUCUCCAUCGUAGUAUUUGGCAAUAAAAUCUCAACGCAGACUGGGAUUGGUACAGCAAUAGCUAUUGCGGGUGUUGCCAUUUAUUCUUUAAUAAAGGCCAACAUGGAAGAUAAAAAAGGGGUAAGGCAUUAAAAUUUUAUACGUGUUACCUUGUUUGAUCAUCUGUCCUGCUGUUGGUUUCACAAAAGCUCCAACAAAAUAUGAAAAUAAGUUGCUGUUUUCUGAUGAGGUUUCAUCUCAUUUUCACAAUCUUGGAUUCUCUCUUUAUUCGCCAUUUCCGUGGAAAUUGUAACGGGAAUUUGUGUCAACAUGUAUUGAUUUAGUACCUCACGUCCCAAUAUUUCAAUGAUCAAUCCUUUGCAGGCCACCAUUUAAAUA
Messenger RNA from Tripterygium wilfordii, 1786 nucleotides. RefSeq names its product triose phosphate/phosphate translocator, chloroplastic-like. Gene Ontology annotation, biological process: transmembrane transport. Gene Ontology annotation, molecular function: antiporter activity. NCBI's taxonomy places the organism in Eukaryota, Viridiplantae, Streptophyta, Magnoliopsida, Celastrales, Celastraceae. Gene Ontology annotation, cellular component: membrane; Golgi apparatus. The transcript is spliced from 11 exons. The record is from RefSeq and is a predicted model, not a curated record. The coding region runs from base 272 to 1540 and encodes 422 amino acids.